Messenger RNA from Zalophus californianus (California sea lion), 1062 nucleotides. RefSeq names its product elongation factor 1-beta-like. Bases 266 to 1006 code for a protein of 246 amino acids. Gene Ontology annotation, cellular component: cytosol. Gene Ontology annotation, biological process: translational elongation. Lineage: Eukaryota; Metazoa; Chordata; Mammalia; Carnivora; Otariidae. The record is from RefSeq and is a predicted model, not a curated record. Gene Ontology annotation, molecular function: translation elongation factor activity; guanyl-nucleotide exchange factor activity. The transcript has a single exon.
AUACUGAAGGUCAGACAUGUCAGGCUGGCUCUUUACUCAACAGCAUCCACUACCCAAAAUAAAAACUAUGUUUCAAAUAAUCAUUGUGCCAAAAAAUACUAGAUGUCAGUACUGUAAAUAACACGGCUCCUUGUUUGUACAGCUUCAUCUACUCAGAUGGCAUAUUCAGCUACUGUUUCUCAUCUUUUUAUUUUCAAAUGAAAUUAUUUCUCAAGUCUGCCAGGACUGACAAUGAGUUAGAGUAAGUCCAAAUAAAAACAACAUUAUGGGACUACCUUCACUCCUCUUUUCCUUCGCUGCUGCCCGGUUCCUGGGAUCAGCCGACGGCAUGGGUUUUGGAGACCUGAAAAGCCCCGCCGGUCUCCAGGUGCUCAACGACUACCUAGCAGACAAGAGCUACAUCCAGGGGUAUGUGCCGUCACAAGCAGACGUGGCAGUAUUUGAAGCAGUCUCUGGCCCCCCACCUGCCGACUUGUAUCAUGCCCUCCGCUGGUAUAAUCACAUCAAGUCUUAUGAAAAGGAGAAGGCCAGCCUUCCAGGAGUGAAGAAAGCUUUGGGCAAGUAUGGCCCUGCUAAUGUGGAAGACACCACAGGAAGUGGAGCUACAGAUAGUAAAGAUGAUGAUGACAUUGAUCUCUCUGGAUCUGAUGAGGAGGAGGAAAGCGAAGAAGCGAAGAGGCUAAGAGAGGAACGCCUUGCACAGUAUGAGUCAAAGCAAGCCAAAAAACCUGCACUUGUUGCCAAGUCUUCCAUAUUACUAGAUGUGAAACCUUGGGAUGAUGAGACAGAUAUGGCAAAACUAGAGGAGUGCGUCCGAAGCAUUCAGGCAGACGGCUUGGUCUGGGGCUCUUCUAAACUAGUUCCAGUGGGAUAUGGAAUUAAAAAACUUCAAAUACAGUGUGUAGUGGAAGAUGAUAAAGUUGGAACAGAUAUGCUGGAGGAGCAGAUCACUGCUUUUGAGGACUAUGUGCAGUCCAUGGAUGUGGCUGCUUCUAAUAAGAUCUAAAAUCUACAUCAUAGAUCAUUGCCCUUAAAUAAAAGCUUAAAAGACAAAAAAAAAAA